AUGUUUUAUUAUUUCAUUAUUUUAUUUCUAUUUAAAUCUUGCUUAACAAUUAAUAAUACUAAUGAACAAUGUUCAAUUCGAAAUACAUGUACAAAUUCAUCUAUUGAAUCUCCAUCAGUUUAUGAUAAUGAAGAUUUAAUACAAUCACGAAAUUGUUUUUGUGAUUCAGUUUGUGAACAAUAUGGUGAUUGUUGUUAUAAAACAAAAGUAUUAAAAAAUAAUUAUGAAUGUGUUGAUUUUUUAUUACCUACAAUAACAAAUAAAAUAGUUCCAUUUAAUCGAUUAUUUAUUUGGAUGCGUACUGAAUGUUUAUCAAUCUAUAUUGGAUCACAAGUUGAUGUUCAAUGUCGAAAUUUAAAUAAUCAAUUAUUUAAUGAUAAUCCAAUAUUAUUUAUUCCAGUAACAAGUUUACAAACAAAUAUAACAUAUAGAAAUUAUUAUUGUGCAUAUUGUAAUAAUGAUAUAAAUAAAAAUAUACAAUCUUGGGAAUAUAAACCAUUUUGUUAUGGUGAUGGAAGUGAAAAUGAUUAUAAAACUUUAAAAAAUGAUUUAGAAGUACAAUAUUUUGAUCAUAUGUUAAAAAAUUGUACAAAAACAAUUGUUUAUCCACAUGAACGAGGUAAUUCUCGACCAUCAGUUUUUAUACGACCAUGUAAAAAACCAUUACCAACAACUUGUCCAAUUGGAACAUCAAUUGAUUUAGCACGAAAUUGUUCAACAUCAAUUACAAAUUAUCGUUAUAUUAAAAAUUCAACUAUUAUUUAUCAUAACCCAUAUUGUGCGGAAUGUAAUCAUCCAAAUAAUAGUGAUGAUAUAACAUGUUUUGAUCCAAAUUUACGUUCAGCAUUACCAGCAAUGAAUCAUUUACGUACUCGACCUCUUUCGAUAUUAUUUGAUCCAAAUCUUCUUAAACGUUAUUUAAAUAAUGAUACAAUACCACGAUUUAUUUAUUCAAUUAAUUAUAAUUGUACGAAAUCAAAUGAACUUUAUGAUUUAGUUGAACAAGAAUGUAGAAAAAUUACAAAUUCAAGUGAAGAAUUUAUUAUAUCAAUGAAAUGUUCAUAUCUAAUACAAACAUCGAUUCAAUUAGAUGAUAAAAUUUUUCAUAAUAAUGGAAGUAUAUAUCUUACGAAUUACUCAGCUUUAUUAAAAAAUGAUGAAUAUGUUUUUAUUAGUGAGAAUCGAAUUGUUUUUUGUUCUGAUCAUUGGAGAAAUAUGAAACCUUCAUGGGAUUAUUCAACUUUAUUUCCAUUUUAUCGUAAUAUAUUAUCCGUAAUAUGUACUUCAAUAUCUCUUGUAUGUUUAUUUAUAUUUGUUGUUAUUUUCUGGUUAGUCCCUUCAUUACAUAAUUUACCAGGCAAAUGUUUAUUAUGUCUCUCUAUCUCAUUAUUCCUUGGUCAAUUAAUAUUUUUAUUAACUGCAAGUUUAACUGAUUCUUAUUCAAUUUGUUUUACAUCAGCUAUAUUAAUUCAUUAUUUCUAUUUGUCUUCUUUUUUUUGGUUAUUAAUUAUAUCAAUACAUAUUCAUUCAACAUUUAAUCAUCAAAUAAUUCGAGAUAAUACAUCCAAUAAAACUUAUCAACGUUUAAUUGCAUAUAAUAUACUUGUUUGGUGUUUAACUGGAAUAAUAAUCUUAAUAGCAUGUUUAAUACAAUUUACUAUUCCACAAUCAAAUUUUUCACCAGCAUAUGCAACAAUUUUUUGUACAAUUUCGAAACCAUAUGCAAUGAUUAUUUUCUUUCUUCUACCUAUUGGUUGUACACUUUUAAUCGUUGGAAUUUUAUUUAUAAAAACACUUUUAGCUAUUUAUCAUUCACAUAAUAUUGCUAAAUUAGCUAAUACAACAUCAUCAUCGAAUAUAAAUGAUAAAAAUUUAGUAUUUAUUUAUGCUCGUUUAGCAUCAUUAAUGGGUAUUCAAUGGAUUUUAUUGAUUAUUGCUCUUGCAAUAGGACAAACAUGGUCAUGGAUUAUAUUUGAAAUAAUAAAUUCAUUACCAGGAUUAUUUAUUUGUUUUGGAUUUUUAUGUUCAAAACGUGUUUUUACUAUUUUAAAAGAAAAAUUUUCAAUAAAAUUAAUACCACGACGACAAUCAUCAACUAAUACAACGUCAUCAACAAUGAUAAUAUCACCAUCUUCAAUAACGAAAAAAUUUCUUUUUUAA
This is a messenger RNA of Adineta steineri, 2160 nucleotides long. The record is from the annotation of a GenBank genome assembly. NCBI's taxonomy places the organism in Eukaryota, Metazoa, Rotifera, Eurotatoria, Adinetida, Adinetidae.